AUGGCACGAGGCUUCAACAAACGAACGAAACCCUCUUCCUCUGCCGCAUCGCCCACAGAAAUCCCACCACCCUUCACCAAAGCCCCCUUAACGCUCGCACCCCUCCUGGACCGCCUCGACCCAGCCCAAAUCCACCUCAUCCACAUCGACCGACACCCACCCGCCCACAAACGCUCCAUCUUCCUCAUCCCAGUGGGCCUCAACGCUCUGAUCGCCGCCCUCCUCCUCUGGCGCCUCGCCCACGCCCUCCCCAAAUACUUCACCCUCCUGCAAACCCUCCUCGGCUACACAACAACCCUAACCGUCGACCCCGACCGCACAACCCGGCGCCAACAACUCACAAUCCUGCUCAAGCGCACGCUCAUGUUCCUCGGCGACUUCCUCCUCUUCCGCUUCAUCGGGCCCUGGCCGUUGACGUUCUUCCUCGAACAGCCCGCGAAUCCGUGCACGUGGCGCUGGAACCUCGGGUUUCGGCAAGAGGAGAUUAUCGUCAGGGUGAGCCGACAUUGGGGCGUGGAGGAGUUGUUGGGAGGGGGCAAGAAGGGGGAGGAGAGUCCGUUCUUCAAGACGAGGGUUCUGACAGCCAUCGAGCCGAGUUUCAUGCGCAAGACGGGGUAUUUAAUGAUGGACAAGAGCUGGGACCUGGAGUUCGAGGUGAUGCAAGACGCGCACGAACUGGUUAAGCGCGGGGAUCUGCGGAUCGGGGAGAUCGACAAACUCGUGCUCGCGCAUCAAGAUGGACAGGGGUGGUUGUGCUGGCGGUGGGAGACGGACGACGAGGUUGUGGAGGGGCGGAGGAGGAAGGUUGUGCAGUUCAAGGAGGCGUUGACGGGGAUGGGCAAGGAGAGUUUGUUUUGGAAGUGGACGGAGAUUGUGGAGGAGGAGAGGGAUGUUGAUGGGGGGUUUACGAGGGACAGGCAGGAGAGGGUUGCGAGGAGGGUGGGCGAGGAGUUUGAGAGGGAAGGGGUGGAUUUUGAGGAGGUUGUGGGGAGGAUUGGGGGGUUGGGGGAGGUGCCUACGAAGUAG
Messenger RNA from Zasmidium cellare ATCC 36951, 1026 nucleotides. RefSeq lists its product as uncharacterized. NCBI's taxonomy places the organism in Eukaryota, Fungi, Ascomycota, Dothideomycetes, Mycosphaerellales, Mycosphaerellaceae. Bases 1 to 1026 code for a protein of 341 amino acids. The record is from RefSeq and is a predicted model, not a curated record. The transcript has a single exon.